Molecule: messenger RNA, 3217 nt
Organism: Carassius auratus (goldfish)
Lineage: Eukaryota; Metazoa; Chordata; Actinopteri; Cypriniformes; Cyprinidae
Product: serine/threonine-protein kinase NLK2-like
Exons: 7
Coding region: 208-1062 (284 amino acids)
Biological process (GO): protein phosphorylation
Molecular function (GO): protein kinase activity; ATP binding
Source: RefSeq, a predicted model, not a curated record
UCUCAUGACAAAAAAAACAGAUCUGGUAGAAAUAUUACCGGUCAUUUUGUUUUGCACUGUUUGCGCUCAUUUUGCAGUAGUGGAAAGCGCCUCUAACAACACAGGUGUUGGUAUUAGCAGUGCAGGAAGUAUUAAUUUCCUAAUCGGAAAAAAUGGUGUUUUGUUGUGUGAUUUUGUUUUUUAUUGCUUUUCCUGUCAGUGUCUUUAAUGAGAUGUCCUUCUCUCUUCCACUCAGGGCUGAAAUACCUGCAUUCUGCAGGCAUUCUGCACAGAGACAUCAAACCAGGGAACCUGCUGGUCAACAGCAACUGUCUGCUUAAGAUUUGUGACUUUGGCCUAGCACGAGUAGAGGAGCCAGAUCCUUCUCGUCACAUGACACAGGAGGUGGUGACACAGUAUUACCGUGCUCCGGAGGUUCUGAUGGGAUGCCAGCAUUACACUUCAUCGAUAGAUGUCUGGUCUGUAGGCUGCAUCUUCGCAGAGUUGCUAGGCAGACGUAUUCUUUUCCAGGCUCAGAGCCCCAUACAACAGUUGGAUCUGAUCACUGAUCUCCUCGGGACUCCUCCUCUUUCUGCCAUGGCGUCUGCGUGUGAAGGGGCGCGAGCGCAUAUUCUUAGAGGACCCCACAAACCACCCUCGCUUUCUGUUCUGUACAUGUUGUCAGAUGGGGCAACACAUGAAGCUGUUCAUCUUUUGUGCCGCAUGCUAGUUUUUGAUCCAGCCAAGCGCAUCUCGGGCAGUGACGCUCUGUCUCAUCCGUACUUGGACGAGGGUCGUCUGCGGUACCACACCUGCAUGUGUAAGUGCUGUUACUCUGUGCCCAGCGGGAGGGUGUACACCCGAGACUUUGAGCCGCCUGCGGAGCGACCUUUCAGUCACAACUAUGAGCAGAGCAUGCACUCCGUCUGGCAGGGCAAAGAGCUCAUCCAUCGUUUUAUAACCGAGCACCAGCAAGGCAAACGAGUGCCUUUGUGCAUCAAUCCCCAGAGUGCAGCCUUCAAAACCUUCAUUAGAUCCACAGCCUGGCAUUCUUCAAAAGUGUCAAGGAAAGAAGAGAGAUGAGGGGGAUUCUGGGAAAUGUGGAUCAUAGGAGCAAGCAUGCGUUGGAGAUGAAAAUGGUUCUUAAUGGAUUCUCAGCACUCGUUCCAGUUCCACACCACUGAUGAAUAAUGCUUCUGAUGCUGCUGAGAACACUUUUAUAUCGACUCCACUCGAGGAUUACGGGAACUAGAAUUUCCCACAAAAAAAAAAAAGGAAAAUCUCAUGGAUUGUUGAAUUUUGACUAAAUGAGCCAACGUCAAAGUUGUGCAAUACAGAUAUCUGGAAUAAUGCAAAUUACAAGACCGCGCUGACCAUGAUUUCACUAAGGGAUGAGAUGACCGUGCCCAUGAGCCCAUAGCAUCGCCUGUGCAGCCAUCUUUACUCCGAGUGCAUCUCCAAACUCUGUCUAGACUUCUAUCACUGUGUUCUUUUUGCGGGUUCUUAGGUUUUAUUCUUAAACUUCUGAUAACCAAAAGAUCCAAAGUCAUCUUUCUUUAUUAAUGCUUCCUCAUUCAAUUUAAUGCUUUCUGUUCAAUUUUCUACUCAUUUUUUUUUAGGGGGGCUGGGGGUUAUUCUGCAGUUUCUUCUAUAGCCUCUCAACAUUAUGAAACAUCCUGUUCAAACGAUCCUUCAGCAGAUGCUUUAGAGUUGUAUCAGAACGCUGUAUAGAAGUGACAGUGUUUCGUGCCAACAGACGUACGUACGUUUAUCUGUGGGAUUUAUAUUUUGUUCCAUUCCCAGCUGAAGCAUCUUCCCAAAUGUCCCGCCCCCCUCCUAGGACCAAACAAGAUUGAUGUCAGUAUCCUGCUCUCUGAUUGGGCGAGGCUCUGUAGGCAGAGAAGAUAGAUUGAAUAUUAUUUAUUUUCUCUUUUUAAUUUAUUGUUGUCUUGUCCAACUGUGGUUGGCGGACCAGUUUCUUGGGUUUCAUAAUGGCAUGAGCGAGCCGUCUGGUCUGUUUUUGAAAAACUGUGCGUUUCGGAGAAUUUAGGGAAUGUGCAGUGUUGUGCUUUUUUCAAUAUGUCAUUACCUCAACUGGCCCUCAGUUUACAGGGCUGGUGUAUAUAGACUGAACCCAAUCGUUUAUCAAAAAAUGUACUGUAAUGUAGUCGAAUGACGUCAAGUGUGUGUGUGUGUGCGUGUGUGUGGAGCUUCUCCACUGGGCCGCAGUCGAUCCCUGAAUCCGUCUGCUUUUCCUUUUGCUUCAGAGCAGAUUGUUGGGACAGUGGCUUAUGGUUAAUUUUAGAUAGUUGUGGGGGAAAUGCUGCUGUUCGUGUAAUACCUCUAAAACCUCCCUGACUCAUUUGUAAAAGUAACACGUCUAGAGCUCAGGUUUCAUAUUCUACAAUAUGAACUAGACUGUAGACACUGUAGUAGACCGUAGAUCCAGGCAGUAGCUGGUGCUCUCUGGGAUUAUUGCAGAGAGCUGAAUACUCAAAAAUGCCCAGUACUGUAAAGGUUUGCGUCUUACCACCAGAUGGCAACAAAAGCACGGCACGUUUGGAUGCAUCAAGGCAGAUGUUGCUCAUCAGUAAAGUCUCUCAAUGCUUGUGUGUAUGGACUUCACUUGGAUUGGCAAUUGCAGUGAAUUAAGGGUUUAAUUUAGAAACUUUUUCUUUUUUUAUGUGUUAUUUAAUUUUAUUAUAGGAAAAUGCAUCCUCCCCCCACCCCCAUGUAUUGUGACCAAUUUUUUUUUUUUUUAGCUUUUGGAUGAAAUGUUUAGUUUAAGUAGAUGAUGUUUUUAUGACCACUUUUGCUAUUGUCUUGGUAGAGAAGCUUGCUAAAUAGUGAAGGAAUGAAGAUCGGUGGCUUGGUUUAGUCUUACUGACUGCCAAGCUGAAAGUAGACAUUUUACGUAAAUGGUGAAUUUCUUUCAGUCGUAAGAUAAUAGAUGUUAGACAUUUUUAAGAUGAAUCUCAAAACUUGAUAUUCGUGUCAAUGACUAUUAUUCUGAAAAAAUGAUUGAACAGUUGUUUUAAGAUGGUUAUUGCUUUCUUGUUAUCUGUUUUUGUUUUUAUUUUAAUUCUUUUUUUCUUUUUCUUUUUUGUCUUUGCAUUUUAAAAGAAAACAUGUUUUUGGAUUUGUGUUCCCAACAAAUACUUGAAGUUUUUAAGAAAGAAAAAAAAAAAGAGAGAUGUGGGUUUGGGUAAAAUAGACAUUAAAGAGACAGACACUGGAA